AUGCAAAAGUAUGAGAAGUUUCACAAAGUCGGUGAAGGGACAUAUGGGACUGUUCAUAAAGCACGAAACAAAGAAACUCAGGAGUUUGUGGCCUUGAAGUGUGUUCGUCUCGAUGAUGGUGACGAGGGAGUCCCUAGCUCAGCGCUUCGUGAAAUAUGUUUACUAAAAGAAUUAAAACACGAAAAUAUCGUACGGCUUUACGACGUUUUUCACAGUGAAGGCCUUCUUACACUUGUUUUUGAAUAUUGCGACUUAGACCUAAAAAAAUAUUUUGAUUCUCUAGAUGGACCAAUUGAUCAGCAGGUUGUUCGGUCUUUAUGCUUUCAACUUUUGCGAGGGCUUGCUUACUGUCAUGCACACAACGUUCUUCAUCGCGAUCUUAAACCUCAAAAUCUGCUCAUAAGUCAUAGUCUUCAGUUAAAGUUGGCCGAUUUUGGACUGGCGAGAGCAUUUGGUAUUCCAGUAAGAUGCUAUAGUGCAGAGGUAGUUACAUUGUGGUAUCGACCACCAGAUGUUCUUUUCGGAGCAAAGCUGUACAAUACAUCGAUAGAUAUGUGGUCUGCUGGUUGCAUUUUUGCAGAAAUGGCAAAUUCUGGGAAGCCAUUGUUCCCCGGAGCGGACGCAGAUGACCAACUGAAAAGGAUUUUCAAGCUUCUCGGAACUCCCACGGAAGAGUCGUGGCCUUCAUUUUCAAAUCUUCCUGAGUUUAAGCCUAUGCCAGUUUACCGUUCAUCGGUCCCAUUUUCACAAAUAGUGCCAGAACUUUCGCCUGUUGGGCGGGACUUACUACAGAAACUUUUGGUGUGUAAUCCCGCCCGUCGUCUGAGCGCAGAAUCUGCUCUACUUCAUUCGUACUUUAGCGAACAUGACGAAGGCAAAAGUUCUUUUGCAUUGUAG
Molecule: messenger RNA, 897 nt
Organism: Enterobius vermicularis (human pinworm)
Lineage: Eukaryota; Metazoa; Nematoda; Chromadorea; Rhabditida; Oxyuridae
Source: the annotation of a GenBank genome assembly